CUACUUUUACUGCUACUACUGCUACUGCUGCUGCUACUACUACUGCUACUACUAAUACUAUUGUUCUCUUCCAGGUGUUCAAUCUAUGAGUCCCACCUGCAGUUGCUUCUUAAAAUGAGAUUUCUAAAGGGUUACGAGAAGAUCCUGCUGCUGCUACUAGCAGUGGCAUGGUGUAGUGGAAACUUGGCGGGGGGAAAAGAAGCCAAGAGCAACACCACCCUCACCACCACCACCGCCAGACGAGUCAUCACCACCACCACCACCACCACCACUAAGCCAACCACCACCACCACUAAACCAACCACAAUCACCACUAAACCAACCAUCACCACCACCACUAAACCAACCACCACCACCACCACUAUACCAACCACCACCACCACUAAACCAACCACCACCACCACCACCACUAAACCAACAACCACCAAACCAACCACCACCACCACUAAACCAACCACCACCACCACCACCACCACUAAACCAACCACCACCACCACUAUACCAACCACCACCACCACCACCACUAUACCAACCACCACCACCACCACCGUAAGGCCGACCAUCCCCACCACUACCACCGCCACCACCAAGGGCAACACCAUAGAGCCUCAUGCCGUUCAAAGGGACGAUAUUUUGGUGAUCUUUUCCUUGGAGGCGGACCCUGACGAUGUGUACGUGGGCACACCAGUUGAUAUAUGUUUCGAGGCGUUUGGCGACGGUCCUCCGAUGGAUGCGGCUGUGCAGUUUGGGGAUGGAAGUACUUACGAAGCCGGGACGUACGGAGGCUCAGGGGAAGUGUGUGUGGUCCACGUGUACAACAUCUCGGGUGAGCACAUCGCACAACUUCUUAUCAACGAAGUAGUAGAGGCCGAAGCAACAAUCACCGUCAGGCCAGCUGACCCCGUUGUAGAGUUUAACCUCGUAAGUGAGAUGACGAAAACUGGCGGCGUUAUCUUCUUGACGGUCAGGGUCACCUCAGAAGAGCAUCAGCCGUGGCCUUGGUAUGUGGAGUUUAAUGGGCCUGACACGCGACACCGCGGGGAGUUUGAUGAUGGUGAGACUUCGAUCCAGCUGAUGCACACGAUCACUUCCAAUUACAAUAACGCCCAAGUACUGUUCACCGUUGUCAUCGCAGACGUUCCUUACACCUACACUAACCGUAUAGCAAUCUACCCUGAGGAGGACUUUGGGGCUUACGUUCCCUGGAAAUUUGACCAUUCGGAUCUUGUACCUACAGAACCGUUCCCCGUGCUCUCCUUCACCGCGGACCACCACCACGUCACACUGGGAGACACCGUCACCCUCACCUUGCAGGCCAGUGAUCCAUUUACACGCGCUGUUUUCGACUUCGGUGACGGAUUUGCACACGAGUUAUAUGAGAAUGACGACGGUACAAUGACCUACACUACGACGGUGACCUACGGGAAGGCGGGAACCUACACGGUGGCCGUCACUACCUACGCCGACAGCCAAUUUAUAAUUGAAACUUUGACCAUACAUGUGGAGGAUGACCCUAACACUGAUGUUGCGCCUCGUUCACCUAACCCACCCAGUCCUUCCGUCUUCAUCGUCGCCUUCCCGCUGGAAGGUGCCGUGGGCUCCUACUUCUUCUUCAACAUCCAGGUACAACGACAUUCUUCUAGAAUGAUUAAUAGGCACGACUCGUUUCACGUGACUGAUUGGACCAUUGACUUUGGUGACGGGGCACCAGAGAUUUAUGGCGAUUGGCCCAAUGGACCUUCGCUAAUUGAGGGACACGUGUACGCCGCGUCCGGGGAGUACACGGUGGUGGCCACGGUCCGUGGUCCUAAAGAUGUCCUGGUGACGGGGCAGAUCACGGUGCGGGUCACGGCGGGACCAGGCGGCGGCAGCUAUGGAGGGGAAGUGCUGGCAGCCCUGGCCGACUAUCGCGGUUUUUACAUCGGGGUGUUGGUGCUGCUGUUGCUGCUGCUGCUGGGACUGCUGGCGUUGGCGGUGCUGGUGGGGCUGACCAACACGGAGAUGGGAGCGGAGGCGGCUUAAUCACCACCACCACCACCACCAAUGAAGUCUAAAGUGGCAACGUCUCUCAAAACAACACUACUUAUAUACAAACGUCAAACAAGACAAGAAAAAAAUGAAAGGAAACAAAAUGAAAUAGGAAGUUUAUGAAGAGAAGUAUCAAUGAACAAGAGACAAAAAGAAAAAAAACAACGACCUAACUCUUUCAAGAGGAGGGUAUCAGGACACCUCUCCUCCCGAAAUUGACUUCUCUUUCGGCCGCUCCUCUCUAAUCUUUUUAGGGGCAGUAAGUAGCGGGCUUUUUUUUUCAUUAUUUUUUUAAGCCCUUGAUCUGUCUCCUUUGCUGUAAAAAAAAUUGCACUAAAAAGAUGAAACAACGACAAUAAGAAAUACUACAACAGAAAACGCAAAAUAACAACAACAAUAACAACUACAAAAAAGAGGAAAAAAACAAUACAGAAAAGACUAAACAACAGCAAAAACAAGAACGACAGAAAUACACCAAAUAAAAAAAAUCUAACACAAAAAAAUGGGGAAAAAAACGAGACUAAAUUUAUCUAAAUCUGUAAACGAAUCAAUAAAAUAAACAAGUGAGUAAAAGAAAACACUGAGCGAAAAACUAAUAAUAAAAAUAUUUAACUUUUUUCCCUCCCUCGCUCCCUCUCUUACUUCCCUCAUUCCUUUCCUCAAAUUUUGAAAAGAGAAGGAAGAGAGAAUGAGGAAGAGAUAGAAAGAGAAAGAUAGACAGGAGGAUGGGCGCGAAUAAAAAUAAAAGAAAAUAGAUUAGAUAAAAGAGAACAAAAAGAAAGAAUGAUGAUGUCCAUGAAAAACUUAAACAAUCUUGUUAAAGUUCAUGUGCGUUGAAGCUCCUUGCGCACACACACACACACACACACACACACACACACACACACACACACACACCGCUCCGAUAGCUCAGUCGGUUAAAGCGCUGCGCUGCUAGGCUUCACGGCGUGGCAUGCAGAGGUUCAAGCCUCGCUCAGGCCGAGAUUUUUCCGCUGAGUCAAACCAUUUCAAAGAGUCCGUUGAAGCGUUGGCUUCCGUGGGUCCUUUCCUCCCCUCUGCUCUGCCACACAGUCCCAACACCUAUUUUUCCUCUCACAUGUUAUCUAUAGCUAACAUGUUGGGAAGGCGGAGGCUGAGUGGUUAGCGUGUCGGCCCCGCAUUCGCUGCGUUGUGGAUGAUGCGGGUUCGAAUCCGCCGCUAACCACCUGGGACUUUUCAGUCACCGCCGAGUGGCCUAAGACUACCCACAUGCUGUCCUGAAGACCACCAAUCAGCCUGGACUCUAGAAGAAACUGUGCAAGUGAAAUCCAGAAUGAGCUCCGGGGGGCAGUAUGAGCCAAUAAUAAUGGUGCCACUAUAAACAAUUGCCUGCGCCAUGACGGGCCCAUGACGGGCUCGGGACGACCAUUAGGCCCCUAAGGAAUAGCCUACCGGGAGGAAGAGAUGUGUUGCGAUUGUGUGGCAGAGCAGAGGAAAGGACCCGCGGAAGCCAACGCCUGAACGGACUCUUUGAAAUGGUUUGACGGAGUGGUUACUGUCCGCUCUUGAGCAAGGGGGAUGGGGUGUGUGGUGUGUAAGGUCCCAGCAGUACCCAGAGAUCGACUAUAAUGAGCUUGCUCUUGUCAGAAGGGUACUUGCUGGCGCCGAUUGCGAGUCCAUUCGUGAUCAGGCCGUGGUGAAACACACACACACACACACACACACACACACACACAAGGGAUCAGUAUUACUUAGUUAUUUCAUUAGUCUUAUCGUUGUUCCACGAUGCACGAAAAUUUAUUAUACUCUAUAUCAGUCUGCUAUUUUGUCUGAACGAGUCUAUCUGU
Molecule: messenger RNA, 3854 nt
Organism: Eriocheir sinensis (Chinese mitten crab)
Lineage: Eukaryota; Metazoa; Arthropoda; Malacostraca; Decapoda; Varunidae
Product: mucin-17-like
Exons: 16
Coding region: 115-2022 (635 amino acids)
Source: RefSeq, a predicted model, not a curated record